Messenger RNA from Tuber melanosporum (Perigord truffle), 1200 nucleotides. RefSeq lists its product as uncharacterized. The transcript is spliced from 4 exons. NCBI's taxonomy places the organism in Eukaryota, Fungi, Ascomycota, Pezizomycetes, Pezizales, Tuberaceae. Bases 168 to 1088 code for a protein of 306 amino acids. The record is from RefSeq and is a predicted model, not a curated record.
GCUGCGCCUUCAAUAUUGCCUCCACCCCUCCAAGUUCCUAUCAUCGCUCAUCUAUGUUUGGCUUGUUAAAAGAAAUUAUCGACGACGCUCUUGGAGCCGCUUGUAUUUAUUUAAACGUUUCUCCCUUCACGAACCCUUCCUUCACUACACCCCCUUCCUCUUUCAACAUGCCUACUAGGGCGCUCGAAAACCUUUCCCACACCUACCAGCCGCAUGCCCAACCGGAUGAGCCUUCCGAACUGGACCCCGGCUAUGCUCCGGCCCAAGUGCUAAAAACAAAGAAGUUGUUGCGGAGCCGGGGUCUUCCAUUGGAGGUGAUAGACGCAAUCCUUGAUUUUGCUGAAUAUUGGCCAGUCGUAAGUACGAUUGCUCGAUAUGCUUCGGAGAAAAUUGCGCAGUCAUCCUAUGAAAACAGCAAUCUGGCCUCUCUGUUGUACUUGCGUACACAACCUCUACCUGGCGAGUUUAGGCCCGAGCCGGCAACUGGGGGUGAAAUCGGCGAAGAUCCUACGACUGGAUGUUUUAUUGGGCAUUAUCAGGCUCGUGGCCAACACCCAGUCCGCAAGUUGAUUUUUAAGACCGUCAGUAGAGACCAAGGGUGGACUUCCAACGAAGGUCAAGGUACUUAUAAAGGCUCCUGGUCCUGGUUCGAGGUUCACGCGGAACGUCCAAAAUCGAUCGAAACCCUUAGCUCAGCAGACCUUGAACCGCUACUGGAUGCAGUGGUAGUGACAAAAACCUCCGACUAUAACAACUCCCCCUGGAAGCGGGUCUCUGCUACCAAAAUGGGUGAGGUAAACGACAAUGGAACUUCUGGAAGCUUAGCAUCUAGCUCUGAGGAAAAGAACACCUGGAACCUGCAGAGAAAUGUACAUGCUGGGCAAGAUUGGAAGACACAUUUGGUUGUUUGGAAACAUGACGGUCCUGAUUCAGGCCCCAUCGAUGAAAACACAGGGGCCGGAGCGGGAGCAGAUCUCGUUCGCUGUUUGAAACCGGGUGAUAGGAUUAAUCUGGUCGCUAGGGCGCAGUUUCCUGGCUGGCGGAACAGUGUCCGCAGUGCGGAAGUCCACGUUUACUACGCGGUCUGACCGCACAGAGCUCCUUUGGUUUCCCUUUGGGGUUCGGAAACACAGCCCAAAAGAACGAAACUUCAUUCCCUCCCAUUUGUUAAAUUAUGGAAUUUACAAGUAUUAAGCAGUC